Messenger RNA from Dermatophagoides pteronyssinus (European house dust mite), 1459 nucleotides. Its product is annotated as CCR4-NOT transcription complex subunit 9-like. Lineage: Eukaryota; Metazoa; Arthropoda; Arachnida; Sarcoptiformes; Pyroglyphidae. Gene Ontology annotation, biological process: mRNA catabolic process. Gene Ontology annotation, cellular component: CCR4-NOT complex. The record is from RefSeq and is a predicted model, not a curated record.
UUUUUUUGUUGAAAAAUUCUCAUCAUUCUUUUUUUUUUAAUUUUACUGCAAAGUCAUUGUUAUCCAAUUGAAUUUCUAUUUCAAUUUUUAUUUUAUGUUAAUCGAUCUCAUUGUUUAAUUUUUUUUUCUAAAUAACCAAAGGUAGAAUAAACAAUGCUGUCAUCAAAUGUUUCAUCAUCAACAUCACAAUCAAAUCAAUCGAUUGCUAUGAUGAAUGCUGCAACUGUACAUGUAUCACAAUUAUCAUUGAAUCCUGUUGGUAAUUCUGGUGUUCCAGUUUCUACUGCUGUUACAUCUACGACUGCUGUAUCAUCGACUGGUUCAACACCGGUAUCUUCCGGCCUUAAUACACCAUUAACAAUAAUGCCAACUAGUGGUGUACAAUCUGCCGAAACUGAACGUAUUUUACAAUUGAUUGGUGAUCUACUUAAUUAUGAAACACGAGAACAUGCUUUAAUGGAAUUAUCUCGAAAACGUGAAAAUGUUGAAGAUCUUGCUGUUUUACUUUACAAUUCAUUCGGUGCCAUGGCUGCAUUAUUGAAGGAAAUCAUUUCGGUUUAUCCAACCAUUCAUCCGCCAACAUUGAAUGCACAUCAAUCGAAUCGUGUUUGUAAUGCACUUGCAUUGCUUCAAUGUGUUGCAUCACAUGCACAAACUCGUGGCGCUUUUCUUCAGGCUAAUAUACCAUUAUUUUUGUAUCCAUUUCUUAAUAUGAACACAUCAUCGAAAACACGUCCAUUCGAAUAUCUUCGAUUGACAUCAUUGGGUGUUAUUGGUGCAUUGGUUAAAACUGAUGAAAAAGAAGUUAUUAAUUUUUUGCUUAAAACUGAAAUCAUACCAUUAUGUUUGCGUAUUAUGGAAUCUGGAACUGAAUUAUCCAAAACUGUUGCAACAUUUAUUUUGCAGAAAAUUCUUCUUGAUGAAACUGGAUUGAAUUAUAUCUGUCAAACAUAUGAUCGUUUUUCACAUGUUGCCAUGAUUCUUGGUAAAAUGGUUGUUGCAUUGGCUAAAGAUCAAUCGGCACGUUUGUUAAAACAUGUUAUUCGUUGUUAUCUUCGUUUAUCGGAUAAUCCACGUGCACGUGAAGCAUUACGUCAUUGCUUACCUGAUCAUCUUAGAUCGAAUACAUUUGCAACUUGUUUGAAUAAUGAUCGUGGUACAAAAAGUUGGCUAAAUCAAUUAUUGAAAAAUAUUGAAAAAGAACCACAAUCAUCACAACAAUCACAAGUAAUGGGUGGUGGUCCAAAUGGUAAUGGAGGUAAUGUGGUUGGUCAAACAUCAUCAUCACCAGGAGCUGUACAAACAGCAACAGCAGGUAAUACUAAUUUAAUGCAUACAGCAGCCGGUAAUGUUCCUGUUUCCGUUGGACAAAUGAAUACACCAACUAAAUCGAACAAAAUGUAAAAUGUAAAUGAAAAAAAAAUGUCAUAAAUUAUUCAUUCAUGUCCAAAAAAAAAAA